AUGGCGGCUCCCGGCCCUGUGACUCCGGAGGUCCCCUUGGAACCAUGGAAGCCCCCAGUCAUUGAGGGGUUUAGCCCCACUGUUUACAGUAAUCCAGAGGGUUUCAAGGAAAAGUUCCUUCACAAGAGCCGCGAGAACCACAUGGUACCCAUAGAUUGCCUGGGCAUGGCGACCGCCCUCACCUACGGCCUUUACUGCUUCGACCAGGGCCACAGCCGGCACUCUCAGCUCAUGAUGCGCACCCGGAUCGCUGCCCAGGCCUUCACGGUCGCCGCCAUCUUGCUGGGUCUAGUCACAACCGCUAUGAAGUCUCAAUCCUGA
Molecule: messenger RNA, 321 nt
Organism: Pongo pygmaeus (Bornean orangutan)
Lineage: Eukaryota; Metazoa; Chordata; Mammalia; Primates; Hominidae
Product: HIG1 domain family member 2A-like
Exons: 1
Coding region: 1-321 (106 amino acids)
Biological process (GO): mitochondrial respirasome assembly
Cellular component (GO): mitochondrion
Source: RefSeq, a predicted model, not a curated record